GUCUCUCUCGAUCGUGCAGUCUUGUGCAGUUUGCCCCCCACUGUCUAGGCCAGCAGGCAUACUCUGUCUGUAAUGAUCUACACUUUAGCACGUCGCCGUCUCAAUCAGUUGCAUUCAUAACCUUCACUUUAGUUCGUACGCAAAAUUCUUGCAUUGUCAAUCCCUUCUGUGCGUCUGGCAACGCGCAACUAGUGCAACUUCUCUUCGCAUUCAUCGGCCGUCUUGUGGACAAACUCAACUUUUCUCUCUCCCUUCGUCACAAACUCAGACAGUCAUAACAGUGACUAUGGCCAGUUGAAUUGCGAAUUCAGCAAACAGCGUUCUCGACUUCCCUUCUUCACGCAGGAUAUCUCCCCAUUCAUCGUCGACCAUUCAACCAAUCAGUGUCUUCUGACAUCCAAAGUUCAGACACGCCUCCGGAACCAGACUGUAAUACUGAUACAGUUUGAAUUCUUAUAUUUCCUCCCUGCUACGUCACUAUCUCACUGUCAAAAUGGGUCGCGUAGACAGUGGAUUUGAUGAGUCCUACAGCUUGAAGGGGCUCAACAUGGAUCGAUCUUCCAUUCACCGGAGUCAUACAUCACCCACCAGUCAUUCAAAGACCAGGAGCAAGUCGUCGAAAGCCGUAAACCAUGCUUCUAAUACUUCCGUGGACGGGCGAAGCAGACGGCCAAAAUCAGAGAAGUGCCCCAGCGAACAGCCACAGACCUCCCCAUCUUCUCGUCGGAAAUCACUCGCCUCCUCCUCUGAGAACUCUGCAAAGUCACGAAGCCGCGGUUACGGAUCUAUGCCUUCAUCUCGCCGGACGUCAUGCACCUUAGUCGACCCCUCCCGGCCAAGUCGACACUACCGGAUCAAAAGCACGCAGUCUAUCAACCCCGCCGGCCGCGAAGUAGACGAUGUGCUCGCACUACAUUUCCGCAGUUAUACUAUGUUUCAGAAUCCAUCAUACCAAACCAACCAACUAGCUGGAACCCAGACCUUGAACGAAGAUGGAAGUGUCGUCGCGAACCACGUACCAACAUAUUCCAUCCACAACGGAACAACGCGUGAGCGACAAGCAAGCCCGGACGAUAUCUGUACAGUCGCGAGCCCAGACCUGACCAAACAAAGUGGAGAGACCUUUGUCACUGUGCAAAAGGCCGACACGAUGGACUGGAUGUCUCCAACCACCCGAAGACGUGAGUAUGAAAAGAUCGACAAGGCAAACAGCGGGUUCAGGGGUUUUGUUAGGAGAGUACUGCCACGAUGCGUAUCCGGCCCGCCGCCACCGAAAUUCCACGACAAUGACAAGUCUGACGCAGGCUCUGUCCGAAGGUACCGACUCAGUCUGGAUGACGAGGAGGAAGAAGUAUCGAACGAGAAGCACAAGGCCACGAAAGGUCAGGGACUAGAAGUCCCUCCAAAAUCGAAAGCCCAGAAACAAAAGAAAUGGGGUUGUCUCUUCUGAAAUGACAGACAGUAAAGACCGAAGAAAGCGAGAGCCUACUAGUAAGGCGGACGAGAGACUUAGUGUCUAAAAAAAAGAAGAGUUGUGUGUUGCAUUUUAUCUUUGCAUUGCGAAAGGAGAGCCCGGCGUUAUAUUUCCUUCAACCAUUCGAUACCCACGAGCGCGCGCGUAUGCAUAUCGAUUUAAUCCUUUUUCGUUCUCUUUCUUCAUCAUCGAUUUUAAUC
This is a messenger RNA of Aaosphaeria arxii CBS 175.79, 1674 nucleotides long. RefSeq lists its product as uncharacterized. Lineage: Eukaryota; Fungi; Ascomycota; Dothideomycetes; Pleosporales. The transcript has a single exon. Bases 494 to 1450 code for a protein of 318 amino acids. The record is from RefSeq and is a predicted model, not a curated record.